AUGCUGCUUCAUUGGGCUCGUUCGGCCAUGGCCUCUGGCGAGGAGUUCUCUCAGGCCAUUCGAAAGAAGCGUAUCGUACUUCAGGAGAACGAGAGCUGGGAAGUCAAUGUAAGUCGCUGUAUUCUGAUGUGA
This is a messenger RNA of Dibothriocephalus latus, 132 nucleotides long. Lineage: Eukaryota; Metazoa; Platyhelminthes; Cestoda; Diphyllobothriidea; Diphyllobothriidae. The record is from the annotation of a GenBank genome assembly.